Messenger RNA from Lytechinus pictus (painted urchin), 3004 nucleotides. RefSeq names its product E3 ubiquitin-protein ligase TRIM56-like. Lineage: Eukaryota; Metazoa; Echinodermata; Echinoidea; Temnopleuroida; Toxopneustidae. Gene Ontology annotation, molecular function: zinc ion binding; ubiquitin protein ligase activity. Gene Ontology annotation, biological process: protein monoubiquitination. The record is from RefSeq and is a predicted model, not a curated record. The transcript is spliced from 3 exons. Bases 419 to 2254 code for a protein of 611 amino acids.
GAUCACUCGAAUUUGUGAAUACAUGUAACUUGUAAGUACACGAUUUAGUAUUCAAACCUAUUGUGAAUUAUUUAGGCCAAGACGAGCUACAUCGUGAGAGUACAUCGUAUUCCAGCAUUUUGAUCAAACAGAGAUUUUUAUCGUAUGAACGGAUAUAGGUGGUUCGAGGAAAGUACCCAAUUAGCAACUGGGUGAGAGUGGCAAAGUGUGGAUUGACGCCUUGCCAAAGGACGCUAGGCCAUGGUGGGAUUCGAACACACGACCCUCUGAUAACAAGACGAGAGUCAGAACCGCUACACCAAGGCGCUUCCAUACAUCUAAGAACGAAGGAUAGGAAAAUCAUUCUAUCAGUCUGAUGAGGAAACAUGAUCGAACUUAGAUCAACAUCGUUUGGGAGAAUCAGAGUAGAGUUUCCAUCAUGGCUGACACAUUAAAAAAUGUCAUCUCCCAGAGUACAGAAUGUCCUGUAUGUCUCUCGACCUUCACUGAUCCCAAGAUCCUGUCUUGUUCUCACACCUUCUGCAAGCCUUGCCUGGACAACCUCUUGGAGUGCCAUGGUAAUUACCAGAUCCGAUGCCCUGUCUGCAGAGCUGUAACCCAGGUCCCAAACCAAGAUGUCAGCAAACUACAGGUAAAUCUUGCUUUGAGGAAUCUAAUAGAGGACAUGAAGUGUCAUCCUCAGAUUUGCACGAGUUGUAAGUCCGAUGACACGCCCAGUGCUGCUGUCUACUGCCAAGACUGUGGCAAGUAUCUCUGCACCACUUGCCUUAACACCCACUCUCAAUGGGGAGAUUUCAUCGAUCAUGAAGUCAUAGCCAUGAGUGAGAUAUCAUCAGGGAAGGUGACGAUACGUAGAUACCGGAAAUGCAGGAAACACCCAAAAGAAGACGAGGAGUGCUUCUGUUCCAACUGCAGUAGAUUCACAUGCUUCAAGUGUGUUGUCAUGGAACAUAAAGACGAAGCUAAGCACCAGGUCAUAGAGGCAACUGCUUAUGAGAACAGACACAGGGAGAGCAUCGAAGACAUAAAAUCAAAGGUGGAUGAGAAGCAAGCAUGCUUUCAGAACUACUUAGAUUUCAUCGAUGAACAGUGGAAACUUGUGAGCAAUGCUAAGAAAGGGUGUAUAGAUGAUAUCAACAAGGCGUACGCUUAUGCAGUCCGGCAGCUGACAGAGAGAAGAGACAUCCUGCUUGGAGAAGUCAAGGAAAAGACUGAAGGAGUAGAGAAAGAACUGAAAGAGAUGAAGACAUCGGCUCAGAAGUACAUCAAUCAGCUGACGACAGUUGCUGACAUGGUAACCAACAGAACAAAGAUACCGUUCGAUAUGGAUACUUUGGCUGCACACGACACUCUCUGUGAGGAGAUACGAGAGGCCUUUGAUCAAGAGGAUCCUGACUACGAGAAGCCCAGGAAUUCAAGCAAGAAAGGGAAACGUGUCAGUUUUGAGAGAAACGUUCGAAAGGACAAGUUAGAUCUCGGUAAGAUUGUUCAGGCAGUUGAAAAGAACGUCGCUUUGCCUACUAAGAACAGCAUGAAUUCCAUGAUUAGUACUCCAGAUGAUAGGAUGGCAGUAGGGUGCUGGACAGGUGGCAUCAACAUCGUCUCUUCUGACGGCGAAUUCCAACAGACAGUUCUCAAGGAUGUUGUGAUUCGUGCGGUAGCGUUCCUCUCUGAUGGUCGAUGCAUUGUGAUCAAUAGUGUAAACUAUAUCACACUCUACACACCAGAAUAUGAAAAAUUGAAUGUAAUGUUUGAGUCUUUAGGUGUAGAUGAAGGCGGCUUUGCUAAACUCACUGUUGGUGGUGAUGAUCUGAUCUAUGUGAGCUACAGAAAAGCCCAAAAGAUCCUUGUAUUUUCAGCAGCAGGUGGGCAAGCAGUCAGGGAGAUACCAUGCAAUGGAUAUACGCCAACGCAAAUCAAUAGUUACGAUGACUCUCUUCUCGUUAACAACAACACAGUGGAUACUUUACGAAUGAUAGACAAAGAAGGUGUUGUACAACAUACAUUAACCAAACCUGGUAGUUCCAUUUUUGCUGCUGUAUCUCAAGGUAAUCUCAUCCUGGUAGCCACGGUGAAGCUUGAAGAAGGGUUGGUGAGUAUUGACGAGUAUACAAAUGAGCUUACACCCAUUCGAAACCUUGUUAAUGAGUACAAGAUUGAAAAGCCUCAUAAGAGAAAAUGGUAUUAUCUCCAGCAAUACCGAUCAGGCGAGAUCGCUUUCUGCACCACGGACAGACUCUAUAUAUUCCACUGAUAAUAAAUGAUCAACUUUUGUGACUUUACAGUGUUAUGGUACGUUUAUAUCCCGAGGAUGGGGGGUCAUUAUUAUUAUUAUUAUUUAUUGGUAUAUACGCACAUAAAUAUUGACCAGCAGCACAAGCUGAAAGGGCCAAUUUACAAAAAUUCAUGAAGUACAAUAUACAGAUAUAACAAAGCAAAUGCAAAGCAAAUGAAUAAAACCGUAUCUGAAUUUACUGAAUUGUCCCUUUUUAAUAUUAUUGUUGAAACUGAUUUAUAUAAAUCAUUUAAUGAUAUCUGUGACGUCACGAACUACGUUUUGUUCAGUUAAAUAUUUAUUUUAUAUUAAACGAAUUUCCGCAUUACGAGACAACUAUAAUUGAUGGGUUUGAAUUUAGUAUGCUUGAAUUGGCUUCAGUCAUUUGUCGGUAUUGCUUAGCUAACAAAUGCGUGACAUGGUACAACCAAGAAGAUUCUAUGACUGGAGUUCCAACAGGCAACAAAUUUAUUCAAGCAGCUUUUCAUUUCUAAAGAAGCACAAAAGAAAGAACGGCAAUAAGAACCUUUUUGAUGUCCGCCUUCAAAGCCUUCAGUUUCAAUGAAUAAAUCCGAAGGAAGAAAUUUUACGAAUAUUCAUUUGUAUCAAUUUUUCAUGUUUCAUAUUAAUAAACAAACUGAAGUUUGAAUGCAUGACAAAACAUCAAUAACAAAGCACAAUUACGACGAUAUAUUUGCCCAUAUUAUAUCAAUUAACCUUUAAUUAGUG